CUCUGCGGCUCAGUGCUGCAGGGUGGACCUAUGAGAGGUGGGAGUGUUGUGAUCAGCAUCCUGAUAGAGAGACGGUGACCGGAGCUCCGAGAGCUUCAUCAGUCCGAUCCGCCAGCUGUGACCGAACUGAGCCCCGAGUUCCAGCAAGUCCGGCGGGAGUCCGUUUCGCUCUCUCUUCUGGUUUUUGUUGUUGCGGGCUGUGCGGGGAUGGAGGCUGCAGAGUGCGGGGUGUGCGGGGUGAAGGUGAUGUGCCGCUUCAGGCCGCUGAGUGAUUCGGAGCGCAGCCGCGGAGACAAAUUCGUCCCCAAAUUCAACGGAGAGGACACGGUGGUGUUGGCGGGGAAGCCGUACGUGUUCGACAGAGUCUUUCCUCCGAGCACCGAACAGAUUCAGGUGUAUGACACCUGUGCUAAACAGAUCGUCAAAGACGUGCUGGGAGGAUACAAUGGAACCAUCUUCGCUUACGGUCAGACGUCCUCAGGAAAGACUCACACUAUGGAGGGGAACCUGCAUGACCCCCAUAUGAUGGGAAUAAUCCCCCGAAUCUCUAGAGACAUCUUUGAUCACAUCUACUCCAUGGACGAGAACCUGGAGUUCCACAUCAAGGUCUCCUACUUUGAAAUCUAUCUGGAUAAAAUCAGAGACUUACUGGAUGUGUCAAAGACCAACCUGGCUGUUCACGAGGAUAAAAACAGGGUUCCCUAUGUCAAGGGUUGUACUGAGCGUUUUGUGUCGAGUCCUGAAGAGGUGAUGGACGUGAUCGAUGAAGGAAAAGCAAACCGACACGUCGCUGUCACCAACAUGAAUGAGCACAGUUCUCGCAGUCACAGUAUUUUCCUGAUCAACAUCAAGCAGGAGAACGUGGAGACGGAGAUGAAACUGUCUGGGAAACUUUAUCUGGUCGACCUGGCAGGGAGCGAGAAGGUCAGUAAAACUGGAGCUGAGGGAUCUGUGUUGGAUGAAGCGAAGAACAUCAACAAGUCGCUUUCUGCUCUUGGAAACGUCAUCGCUGCACUGAGUGAAGGAACGAAAACCCACGUGCCGUACCGAGACAGUAAGAUGACCCGGAUUCUGCAGGACUCUCUGGGAGGAAACUGUCGCACGACCAUCAUCAUCUGCUGCUCUCCGUCUGUUUACAACGAGGCUGAAAGCAAGUCCACCCUCAUGUUCGGACAGAGAGCUAAAACCAUAAAGAACACAGUUUCUGUGAACCUUGAGCUGACUGCCGAGGAGUGGAAGAAGAAGUACGAGAAGGAGAAAGAAAAGAACAAAAGUCUGAGCAUCAUGAUCCAGAAACUGGAGAAUGAGCUGAAGCGAUGGAGGAAAGGUGAGUCUGUACCUGUGGAGGAGCAGCUGAGCAACAGGAACAAGAAGAGCAGCACUGAGACGCCAGCAGUGAUUGAGAGCCUUGCCCCACCCACCGCACCUCUGUCUGAGGAGGAGAAGAUUCAGUAUGAGACGCUCAUAACCAACCUCUACCAACAGCUGGAUGACAAGGAUGAUGAGAUCAACCUGCACAGUCAGACAUCUGAGAAGCUGAAACAGCAACUGAUAGAACAGGAUGAGCUGCUGGUGUCCAGCCGUCAGGACUAUGAACGUCUGCAGGAAGAGCUAAACCGGCUGCAGAGGGACAGCGAUUCAGCCAAAGAGGAGGUGAAGGAGGUGCUGCAGGCCCUGGAGGAGCUCGCAGUCAACUAUGACCACAAGAGCCAAGAGGUGGAGAACAAGAAUCGCUGCAACGAGCAGCUGAACGAGGAGGUUGCACACAAAACUGCGGGUCUGGAGGCAGUUCAGAGGGAGUUGUCCACCUUGCAGGAGCUCAGCUGUCACCAUAAGAAGAGGUCUGCAGAGAUCCUCAAUCUGUUGAUCAGAGACCUCAGUGAGAUCGGCAGUGUCCUUGGGACCACAGAGCUCAAAGCUAUGACCGAGGUGAGCGGAGUGAUGGAGGAGGAGUUCACCACAGCCCGUCUCUACAUCAGUAAGAUGAAGUCUGAGGUAAAAUCUCUGGUAAACCGCAGCAAACAGCUGGAGGUCAACCUGACGGAGAACACCUUCAGGAUGGAAGUCAACGAGAAGGAGUUGAGCACCUGCCAGCUUCUCGUCUCACAGCUUCAGGCCAAGUUGGAAUCCCUGACUGCCGACCUGCAGAGGAUGGAGCAGAAGAAGAGGCAGUUGGAGGAGAGUCAGGAUGCUCUGAUGGAGGAGAUCGCUAAACUCCAAGCUCAGGGUCAGAUGCAAGAGCUGACGGUGAUGGACAAAGAGAAAGAACACAUGAGCAGACUGAAGGAUGCUGUGGAGAUGAAGAGAACAUUGGAGGAACAAAUGGAGAACCACAGGGAGGUUCAUCAGAAACAGCUAAGUCGACUCCGUGAUGAAAUCGAACAGAAGCAGAGAGACAACGACCAGCUCAAAGAUAUGAAUCAGGCCCUGCAGCUGGAGAACAGAAAACUUCAGUCUGACUUUGACAAAGUCAAAGCCGAGGAUCAAAACAAAGAACAAAGACUCCAGAAACUCCAGUUUCUGAAUGAGAAGAGAGAACAAGCCAAGGAGGACCUGAAGGGUUUGGAGGAAACUGUGACCAAAGAGCUGCAGACCCUUACCAACCUUCGGAUCCAAUUCAUACAAGACAUCACUUCUCGAGUCAAGAACAGCUCAGAGAACGACAACGACGAGGCCGGCGGCAGCUUGGCUCAGAGACAGAGGAUCAUCUUCUUAGAAAAUAACUUGGAGCAGCUCAGCAGAGUCCACAAACAGCUGGUCCGAGAUAACGCAGAUCUGCGCUGUGAGUUGCCCAAACUGGACCGGCGGCUGAGGGCCACAGCAGAGCGAGUAAAAGUGCUGGAAACGGCCCUAAAGAAUGCCAAGGAAUCGGCUCUGAGGGACCGCAAACGGUACCAGCAGGAGGUCGACCGAAUCAAAGAGGCAGUCCGGUCCAAAAACGUCUACAGGAGGGGACACACUGCUCAGAUUGCCAAGCCAAUUAGAGCAGGGCACCAGUAUCAUCAUCCAUCCUCUUCCCCGUCAAUUAAACCAACCAUUAGAGGAGGUGUGGCCUCCAGCCCUCGCCAUCAGUCCUCCCGACAUCAAGCAGCUCAACAGCAACAACAGCAACAAUAUCCACAGUGAAGCCACAAGUGACUCCAGCUGACUGGAUCAAGUUUUUUGUUCCUGAAGAUCUUUACUGAACUCUCCUGUCUUCACCGUUCUGCCUUUACUGGGAGCACCUCAUUUCCUUAACUUUCCUCUUCAACAGCCUCCCCCAGAUCUUCUUCUGUCAGAAAACAAGAUGAUCUUUUGUUACUGUGUGUGAUCCAGUCCGUUUAUUCAGCUUUUCCUUCUGCAGUGUUAAAAACUGAACUUUAGAAGAUGGUAGCCUACAGCCUCUGCUGCUGCUUGUCUCUCAAGUAUGACCAAAAUAAAGCACAUUGAUGCAUUAAAGUAAAAUGCUACAAUCAUUAUCUUUAAAUAAACUUUAAACUUUUAGACACUUUCCUGAUAAAAUUAAUAGAAAUCAAAGUUUUUCAUCUCAGGUCUGAUCUUUGUAUUUGUCUUUAUUUAAAUUCAGAUGAGAAAUUAAAUUUUGGGGAUUUUUUAUCCUCUUUUUGUCCCUCUAACAACUUUCAGUAAUAAUGAUUAUUAUUAUUAUUAUAAUAAUAGUUAAUAACAAUGAUAUUACUGCUUUUUAAUUCAAUCAUUAAAAUCAGUGUUAUUCAGUAAAAUAUAUAUUUUAUUUAGUCAAGUAUAUAAUUGUAUUAAGACUAAAUAAACCUUUUUGGAAAAAAAUAACUUACCUCAAAUAAUUUCAGCUGUUUGCCCAUCAUGGUUUUACAGGGUUACAAUACAUUUUUUCUUAAUUAUUGUUGCCAUGUCUUGAGUUGUUAGUUUUCUUUUUGUGAGUAUUUAAACAUACAAAUAACAGUGUUGCCUUUUUAACAUUUUAUAUUUUAUUACUGGACAUUUUGAUACUUUUUCUAUUAAUUUCUAAUUUCAUUGUUAUUGCUGGAGAGUUCCUCAGCUGUCCCUAAUAGUUUCUACUGUUCCUUCAGACAAAAUGCAGUAAACUAAACUCACCUAAACACAUCAUAAACUAGAUAAACUAGUUAGAACUGUGAUGUUUUUAUGUCUGUGGGAUUCAGAUGUUAAGUAAGUGUUGUGCUGUAGUUGUCAUGUUUUGGUAUUUGUAAAAAGCAAUCCCUAAUGUUUAAUACUUUGUCUUUAUUAUACUGUAUUUAUUUUACUAUUAUUAUUCUACUAUAUUUCUUUUAAUGUAAUUGUUAUGCAUAAUUUUGUAACUUUAUUUUUUAUUUUUUUAUGCAUAUUUUUACUGGAAUUAAAUUACUAUUUCUCUGUAACGCUUUACAUAAUUAUUAUACUGUAUUUAUUAUGCUGUAAUCAUACCACUGUAUUAUUUUACUGUAUAUUUGCAUUAAUUUUACUGUAAUUUAUUUAUUGAUCUGUAAUAUAUUUCUUUAUUUUACUUUAUUUUUACUGUUACUGUAUUUCUUACGGUUUUUAAUUGCAGGCCUCCUUUAAACUGAUAGCUGAUAUUUCUGUUGUUGAUGUCAUUAUUUUUCCUCCAGUAUUUAAAGCACAAUCUUCUGGUCUCCUGAGUGACAGAAAUAAAGUGUUACUGAUGUUA
This is a messenger RNA of Girardinichthys multiradiatus, 4639 nucleotides long. Its product is annotated as kinesin heavy chain-like. The transcript has 26 exons. The record is from RefSeq and is a predicted model, not a curated record. Bases 208 to 3126 code for a protein of 972 amino acids. NCBI's taxonomy places the organism in Eukaryota, Metazoa, Chordata, Actinopteri, Cyprinodontiformes, Goodeidae. Gene Ontology annotation, biological process: microtubule-based movement. Gene Ontology annotation, molecular function: ATP binding; microtubule binding; microtubule motor activity.